AUAAAAAAAAUUAUUACACAGGGACACUUGUCAGCCUCAAACUGAGCGCCCUGUGUAACUACAUUAACCUUUUUUUUGAGGGAAAACUACAUUAACCUUAACAUUAAUGUUGUCAUUAGUUAAUGACUUAAUUUAGGCAAAUGUUUCCAAUCUUCAGAGUAACCAUCUACUUGACAUCCUACAAGAGAACCCAUUUCAUAAACCGUUCAUUUCAAACAUCCUCGGAGUCGGAUUCUUACAUGAAAUGCAUCGAAAAGUACGCCAAAAAUCAAUCAUUGUUACAGGGCAAAGCGUUACAUGCUCAUUUGAUCAUCAAUGGGUUAGCUUGUUUGAGCCAUGUUUCUUCCAAGCUCAUUCCAAUGUACGUCGAGUGUGGGGAAUUGAGUAUUGCACGGCAAGUGUUCGAUGAAAUUUCCAAGUCGAACUAUCGCCGAUGGAUAGCCCUUACUGGAGCGUAUGCCAAAUGUGGGUUUUACAGGCAAGCUUUGGACAUUUUAUGGGAAAUGCUUGCAGAAGGAGUAAAACCCAACAAUUUUGUCCUUCCUAGUGCGCUUAAAGCUUGUGGACAUCUGUUUGAAUGGCAGACUGGACAGGAGAUACAUGGUUUCAGUUUGAGAAGUUCGUUUGGAUGUGAUGUGUAUGUUGGUAGUGCCCUCAUUGAUAUGUACUCGAAAUGUGGCUUUGUUGGGAAAGCAAGGAAGGUUUACGAUAACAUGAUUGACAAGGAUUUGGUUUGUGUGAAUGUUAUGAUUGCUGGGUAUGUGCAUGCAGGGAUGGUGAAAGAGGCGUUGGGUUUAGUAGAGGAUAUGCAAGUGAUGAAACUGAGGCCUAAUGUGGUAACAUGGAAUACUUUAAUUGCAGGAUUUUCGCAAGCAGGGGAUAGUUUAAUGGUAGACGAGCUUUUCCAAGUGAUGCGCAAUAAUAAGAUUGAGCCUGAUGUGGUGUCAUGGACUUCAAUCAUAUCUGGGUUAGUGAAGAAUUUCAAAAAUGACGAAGCCUUUGUAACAUUCCGAAAAAUGAUGGCUUAUGGGUGUUUCCCUAAUACGAAUACAGUCAGCAGUCUGCUGUCUGCUUGUGCUAAUGUAGCAAAUGUGACAUGGGGGAAGGAGAUACAUGGUUUUGCAUUGGUGUGUGGACUUGAGCAGGAUAUAUACGUGCAGAGCGCUGUUAUAGAUAUGUAUGCUAAAUGUGGGUGUAUAUCCCAAGCAGCAACGUUGUUUCAUAAGAUGAUUAGAAGGAAUACCCCUACAUGGAACUCGAUGAUCUUUGGAUAUGCUAACCAUGGUUACUGCAAGGAAGCAAUAGAGCUUUUCAAGAGGAUGGAAAUGGAGGAGGCAGAAAAGCUUGAUCACUUGACACUCACUGCCGUUCUAACAGCAUGUAGUCACGGUGGGAUGAUGGAGUACGGAAGAACCCUCUUCAAAUCAAUGCAAGAGAAGUAUAACAUUAAGCCAAGACUUGAGCACUACGCAUGUAUGGUAGAUUUACUUGGCCGAGCAGGAAAAUUAGCCGAGGCUUAUGAUUUAGUCAAAGCAAUGCCAAUUCCACCUGAUUUGUUCGUGUGGGGAGCAUUAUUAGGGGCCUGCAAGAAGCAUGACAACAUAGAGCUUGCCGAAGUAGCAGCAAAACACUUGUCUGAACUCGAACCUCAGGGUCCCGGGACAAGUUUAUUGUCAAAUUUAUAUGCAGGAGCAGGAAGCUGGGGAAAUGCUGCCAGACUGAAGAAGUUGAUGAAGAUGAAGAAGAAGAAGAAGAAAUCGAACAGCUUCCCAGGGCGCAGUUGGAUAGAGACUGCUUGAUAAUUGAUAUACAUGAGCUUCAAUUUGUAAGUUUUAGUUUUUGUACGUAAUACAUCAUCAUCCCCUUUGACAACCCAAAAGGCCACUCUAUCCAAUUAGAA
Spinacia oleracea (spinach) is the source of this 1900-nucleotide messenger RNA. Its product is annotated as pentatricopeptide repeat-containing protein At5g59600. Gene Ontology annotation, molecular function: RNA binding; protein binding. The transcript has a single exon. The record is from RefSeq and is a predicted model, not a curated record. Gene Ontology annotation, biological process: RNA modification. Bases 141 to 1799 code for a protein of 552 amino acids. Lineage: Eukaryota; Viridiplantae; Streptophyta; Magnoliopsida; Caryophyllales; Amaranthaceae.